Messenger RNA from Angiostrongylus costaricensis, 298 nucleotides. Lineage: Eukaryota; Metazoa; Nematoda; Chromadorea; Rhabditida; Metastrongylidae. The record is from the annotation of a GenBank genome assembly.
UCACUUCUGCAGUUCCUGUUUUCAGUGCUCUGAUAAAUCGAAUAAUGAUGAAAAGUACAUUGUGCGAGGAUACUACAAAUGCAAUUUCCACGCCGAUAUUCUGAAAGUUGCUCGCCAUGAAGCAGGCUCAUCAUUUAAAUUGAAUUGUGUUGGUGGCGGAAGAAUAAAGCACGAAAACGAUGAAAGGCGGAUCCUUGUAUACGGAUAUUCCCAGGUAAUCCAUCUUUAUUCAGUUGCCUAUUGCUUCAUUAGUCAUAUUUCUUGCUCAGAGUUAAAAGUUACUUGUAUACUUAGAUGA